Messenger RNA from Ceraceosorus guamensis, 4314 nucleotides. RefSeq lists its product as hypothetical. Gene Ontology annotation, molecular function: hydroxymethylglutaryl-CoA reductase (NADPH) activity; protein binding. Lineage: Eukaryota; Fungi; Basidiomycota; Exobasidiomycetes; Ceraceosorales; Ceraceosoraceae. The record is from RefSeq and is a predicted model, not a curated record. Bases 1 to 4314 code for a protein of 1437 amino acids. Gene Ontology annotation, cellular component: peroxisomal membrane; endoplasmic reticulum membrane. Gene Ontology annotation, biological process: isoprenoid biosynthetic process; ergosterol biosynthetic process; coenzyme A metabolic process. The transcript is spliced from 2 exons.
AUGACUUCAACACUUUCGUUGCCCCGCACCAUGCUCCGUAACUUUGCGGAGCAAGUCUCCAAGAACCCCAUCGAGGUGGUGGUGACGAUGUUCAUCGUGGUCACUUUGGCCUAUUUUCAGCUCUUGCACGCCAUCUCCACCAGCAACUUUUUCGAGCCUCUGAACAGGGAGGCAGCCGGCUUGGCUGCUGCUUCAGGUUGGGCCUCGAUACCCUCAGAACCUCUCAACACCGUACACAGCGCUCUGGAAGAGCAUAGCCAGACUGUCUUCAUUCGACGCGCUGGAAUGGGCAAGCAAUGGGAACCCCUCAGCGCUUCUACUGGCACAGUGAUCGACGAGCCGGCAUCAAACGCUACCUACUCCAUCGAGCCAAUUCUAGUCGUCGACUCUGAGCGUGGCGGAGACAGCAGCGCGACUAGGCAUCUGAGAGAUACGGGCUUACCUCGCGUUGCGGACGAAGUGGAGCGCAAGCUGCUGGCAGGCGACAAGAAGAUUUCGGUAUUCAAAGUGUGCGAUAAAGAAGCCGACUUGACGGUAUUCGCCCUUGGACGUAUUAGCCAUGCUGAUGCUGGAUCCCAAGCCGACGCGCUGAGGCACAAAGCUCUUCUCGAAGCGUCAGAGGAUGAGACGGUGAUUGCAGAGAUUCUGCAGGCUGGCCAGAGCGCUCUUGAUGCUGUUGCGCCGGUCAUCAGACCCACUUCCGAUGACGAAGCAGCGCCCUUGGGACCGCAACUCGUCUUGCUGCCCACCCUGUCUGGCGCGGACGAGAGGCUGGUUGGUCUCGAUGCGAGGAGGAGGGGCUCAGCUACCACGCAAGAACUUCGAAGCUUGCGGUGGGCGGCAUACACCGUGCGCGCCCUCGUCGUUCGCUUUUGGGCUUUGCUGAGGAAGGCAGACUCGGCGGACAUCUUCGUCAUGCUCUUGGCGUACGUGCUUAUGCACGGCACUUUCAUCAACCUGUUCCUGUCCAUGCGCAAAUUCGGUAGCCGAUUCUGGCUUGGCGCCUCUGUCUUGACGUCAUCGAUCUUCGGCUUCCUGUGCGCCUUGACAAUGGCAUCGGCGCUCGGUGUUGUGGUCGAUCCUGUAUGCCUCUCCGAAGCGUUGCCCUUCCUCGUCGUGAUCGUCGGCUUCGAAAAGCCAUUCCUCUUGACUCGCGCAGUCUUUUCGCACCCUUCUUUCGCCCCCGCAACCCAGCCAGCAUCGAAAUCAAAUAGCGACGCCUUCCUAUCAGCGCUGAAUGACGCUCAGCCCGCAAGUGACAGGGACGCACAGGAGGGCAAGGAGGCACGCGAGUUGACGUCAAAGCCAGCGGUGUCUCCGGAGGAAUCUUUCGUGCGCGCGCUGACGCUGCGACUCAAGUCGGACUCAUCUUUGCGGUGGGACGCGCCGCAACCAAUGUCGGCUCCAGAUUUGGUGGUCGAGGCGGUCGACCAAGUGGGCCCUACCAUCGUGCGCGACUAUCUCAUCGAAGUCGGUGUUCUCACAGUCGGUGCAACAAGCGGUGUCAGCGGCUUGCGCGAAUUCUGCCAGCUCGCAGCCCUGAUACUGUCUUUCGACUGCGUCUUCCUCUUUGCCUUUUACCUCUCCAUUCUCACCAUCAUGGUUGAAGUGCACAGGAUCAAGAUCAUGCGUGGCUUGCGUCGACCCAGACCUGCUACCCCUCCGAAUGUGGACUCGGACGUGCCGACAGGCAUGUCGAAUGCGAGAGCAGAGCCUAAUCAGGAAGACGAUGACGAAGAAGAUGGCUCAUCCACUCCUGGAGCCUCAGGAGAAUCUCCCGUAGAGCCCGGAUCGAGGUCAGCAAAGUCAAAGCCAGGGCGGCCUCUCUGGAAGCGCAUCUUCAAAACGGUCCUCGGUACUGUCCCGUUCGAGCACAAUCGACAAGAACGCCAGAAUCCCGUGGCACGGCUGAAGGUGCUCUUGAUCACAGCUUUCAUUACCUUGCACUCAUUCAAUCUGGUCUCGACGCUGACCACUCAGUCCGCGAUCACUCGCCAUCACGCCAUCGACUCCUCCUCUCUACAUCGACACUUUUCCGAGUACAGCAAUGUGUUUGACCUUCGGGCGGACUCGCCAGUGCUUUCGAAAUUCCUGUCCAAGUUGGACAGCAGUGAGCCCGCCUCGGCGAACCUCAUCGCACGCGUCUCGGACCCGCUCAUCUAUGUGCUGGUAGACGGCGCUCCUGCCGCCGCUGCCUCGCGCACCGCUCUUGCAAGUGCUGCUCUAAAUGCAUCUGGCGGAGGCGGCCUUCCUCCGACAUCCUCCACCAUCGGCAGCUCGGUAGGUGGAGGUGCUGGUGCCAACACGGGGGGCCGAGGCGCGUCCUCACUCGCCGUGCUUGAUAGCUUCAUGACUGGAUGGACCUUCAUUGUCGGGGACCCAAUCAUUAGCAAGUGGAUGUCGCUGGCACUGGCUAUCAGCAUUUUCCUGAACGCAUACCUCUUGAAAGGCAUCGCGUCUGGCGACGCUGCUGUGGCAGAGGGCAAUGCGACAGGCGCGGCGGCUUUUGCUGCGGCACGCAUGAUUGGUGCUCAUCUAGACAGGGAACGCAAAAAUAGCGGCAAGAGCACCAAGCAGGUAUUGCACAAACCCCGAUCAGAGCUGGACGCGUACAAUAGACGCAUUGCGGAUAUUUCGGCUGCAGAGCGCUCCAAGUCGAAGCUGUCCCAGGUCAGCGAGGGCAAGCCAGGUUCCCACACUAAUGCGAUACCAGCCUCUGCGAUCACUAGCGACGCUGGCGAUGCUGUGCGCAAGGUCAAACAAUCCGGCAAGGUGCCGUCGAUCUCUACAGACCAGCCCACUAGCGAUGGUGACAACACGCCCCAGCUCGGCCAUGCCGCUCUGGUCGAUGAGUCUGGCGAUCGCGUGAUUCGUCCCUUUGAGGAGUGCCUCGACCUAUUCGCUGGUGGCGCUGGCGUCUUCCUACUGAGCGACGAAGAGGUCAUCCUUCUGGCGCAAAAGGGCAAGAUUGCAGCUUAUGCUCUCGAAAAAGUGCUGCAGGACAACAAUCGCGCGGUGCGAGUCCGUCGGGCACUCAUUUCCCGCGCCUCCGCCACCAAAACCCUGGAAAGCUCGCUCUUGCCCCACCUCGACUACGACUACGCUCAAGUGAUGGGCGCAUGCUGCGAGAAUGUGGUGGGGUACCUGCCCCUACCAGUCGGUAUUGCGGGGCCCUUGAACAUUGACGGCCAACAGGUGCCGCUUCCGAUGGCCACUACCGAAGGAACCCUUGUCGCCUCGACUUCCAGAGGUUGCAAAGCUCUUAACGCCGGUGGAGGCGUAACGACCGUGCUGACUCAGGAUGCAAUGACGAGGGGCCCCGCUCUAGACUUCCCCAGCAUUACUGCAGCAGCUAGAGCGAAACGCUGGGUCGACAGCACAGACGGAGCGGCGAUUCUGAAGGCAGCAUUCGACUCGACUUCGCGCUAUGCUCGCUUGUCCUCCUUGCACUCUGUCCUUGCCGGCCGGACACUCUACGUGCGAUUCGCCACCUCGACGGGUGAUGCGAUGGGUAUGAAUAUGAUCGGAAAAGGCGUUGAGCAGGCGCUGAGCGUCAUGAAGAGCAGGCAUUUCCCGGAGAUGCUCAUCCUGUCCCUGUCGGGCAACUACUGCAUCGACAAGAAGCCAGCAGCCAUCAACUUUAUCAUGGGUCGCGGCAAGAGCGUCGUUGCCGAGGCGACUAUUCCUGGCGACGUGGUCAAGAAUGUCCUCAAGACUACAGUGGCCGCCUUGGUGGAUCUGAACGUGAAGAAGAACCUGGUCGGGAGCGCAAUGGCGGGGGCCAUUGGAGGUUUCAAUGCGCACGCCGCCAACAUUCUCACCUCUAUCUUCAUCGCAACCGGACAAGAUCCGGCGCAGAAUGUGGAAAGCUCCAUGUGCAUGACGCUGAUGGAAGCCAUCAACGAUGGCAAGGAUCUGCUGGUGACAUGCUCGAUGCCCAGCAUCGAAGUUGGAACAGUGGGAGGAGGCACAGCGCUAUCGCCUCAAAGAUCCAUGUUGAAUCUUUUGGGCGUGGCAGGCGCGCACCCAACCACCCCCGGAGCUAACGCUCAAAGGCUGGCACGAAUCAUCUGCGCAGCUGUCAUGGCGGGCGAACUUAGCCUGAUGGGCGCCCUGUCCGCGGGUCACCUGAUCAGAGCGCACAUGCAGCACAAUCGCUCUGCUCCUCCCACUCCUGGCGCUCAAACGCCGAGGUUGCAAAUCCCCCAACCUAGCUUUGGAGCCAUGACCCCAUUAGUCGCUCCGCCCGUCGAAAGCACUAGGGGAUCUCCAACAGGCAGCGUGAGGGAACGAAGAGCCGCAUCGACCGGCUAG